AAACUCUCCAACCAUAACGAGCUAAUGAACUACACGUCGUUGGGACUCCGAUCACGAAGUAACCUACCUUUCAGUCCCUUUAUCCAAUUGUCUUUUUAUUAGUCCCAAUUACUCCCAAAAACGACAGCAAAAGGCGAAUCAAAAUAGUCAAACACCAGAAAAAGCUCCUCGUUUUUUUUAUUACUUUUUUUUUGUCUCCCCUAUUUUAUGAACUAAAAGGAAACUGAACGGAGAAGCGGAAAAUUGAUUUUCUUCUAAAAGAUCGUCAAAAUUGAGAUCCAGAAAUUGAAAUUCUCUUCCUAUGUCUUAAAGGGCUGCAUUGGAUAACAGAUGGGCUCUAUUUCAUAAGUUUAAGCAAUGUUAUUUUCCAAUAUUUAGCAUUUGGGCCUCCAGCUGGUGUGCCAUCUCUCAUCAAGUGCUUAUGGAAGACUCCUUCUAUAAUCACACUCCUGGGAGUGGGUCAAAGUCUGCGGUGACAGCUGCUGUCACUACUAAAAAUGAAUCUAAAUGGCACUCCACUGCUUCUGGCUCAAAGUCUUUUGCAAAUAUAAGACAGAUUGAUCUGAUAAAAUAUGGGAAGCAGAGAAGGGGGAGUGGCAAUCAGUUAGUUUUCUUUCUGGUUAAAGUUGCUGCUUUGGAGACUGUGCGGAGGAUCUCGCAGUCCAAAUGUCCACUCGUAUGGUCUGGCCUGCAAGCUUUGCAAGUUGUGUGCUACCCCCCACUUAAGUGGAUGCAAAGGUGGAGUCCUUUUAGGGUUCUGGUUGACGGCAUGCAGAUGCUAUCGCGGCCACUGCUAGUGCUCUCUAUCGCUACAGCUUUUUCUGAUCAUUCAGAAUUCAAUAAUGAUACCUCAGAUAACACUCAAGUUUCCCCAGACACCAAUGCUGUGCGUUCUGAUUCAGAAUCUCAGCUACAAUUCUCGUCUGAGCAAUCUAUCCCAAGUGAAAGGGUUGGCAAUGAAGUUUCUCAAAGUCCGUCUUCCACAAGUUCUGCAAGCUGGUUGCAUCUGCUUUACAAAGAUCUGGAAAAGCAAGGAAUUCGUUUGCCAGAGAGAAUUGAUGAAGAGGAACUCCACCGAUAUUUUACGGCUGCAGAUGGAGAUUUUACUCGCUUACUUUCUUCAGUGAAGAAGACAAUUCGCUGGAGGGAGACUUACAGAAUUCUUUCCAGACAAGAACUAGAAGUGUGGUCAAAUAUGGUCUUUUGGCAUGGAUUUGAUAUGCAGCAUCGGCCAUGCCUCAUUGUCCGUCUUGGCUUAGCAUGCAUCAGCGUGCCAUCUCGUGACAGACCUUGUUUCGCUCAAGCAGUUGUAUCUCAGGUGGAGCAUGGGGUUCUUCAUUUGGUGGACCCUCAAAAUUCUCAAAUUACUGUUUUGGUAGACUGUGAAGGACUAUCUCCAUUGAGACUUCCCAUGCAAAUGCUGAGAUCCUGUUCUACUCUUUUGCAAGAUCACUUCCCCAACCGUUUAGGAUGCUUAUUCAUUAUACGCCUUCCACCUAUUGUUCGAGUUGUGGCACAAACCUUUGUGCAAGUUUUCAAACCGGUCACUCGGCAAAAACUGAAAUUUGAAGGAGAAAUGUACCAAAAGGUUCUUUCCGAGUGUUUGCAAACACUCCCGUCUGAUCUUGGUGGGCAGUGCACAUGCUCAGGAUGUGGUAGCUUUAGCGUUAGCGAGAUGCGUAAGACUCGCAUUUAUGAACAUCAAGGAAUGGUGACAACAGAAUCUAUUAACGAUACUCUGGAUUUAACAUCACCUAAUUCAGGUGAACGGACUGAAAUUCCGUCGAAUUACACCUGUGACCAGGUCUUAAGAAAGGCUGUGCUAGGUGUCCUUUUAUUCUGGGUUUUUGUUGCUUUAAUUGCUGGAGUAUAUGAUCCAGAAAGUCGUCCCAUUUUACCUCCUUGAGCUAUAUUACAAUUUUGUACUUGUCAUUGCACAUCUAUUCUUCUUGAAAAUAGUCUGUAACUAGUAUUGGCCACAGUUUGUGGCAAUUACCUGUCAACAUAUCUAGUAGAGUUGUGUACUGGAAUGGGAUGUUGGUUCUGUGAGCACGUGAUUUUUGCCACGCUUAAAUUACU
Nicotiana attenuata is the source of this 2079-nucleotide messenger RNA. RefSeq lists its product as uncharacterized. The coding region runs from base 422 to 1906 and encodes 494 amino acids. The transcript is spliced from 7 exons. NCBI's taxonomy places the organism in Eukaryota, Viridiplantae, Streptophyta, Magnoliopsida, Solanales, Solanaceae. The record is from RefSeq and is a predicted model, not a curated record.